AAAGAAUAGAGAACCCAGAAAUGGACCCUCAACUCUCUGGUCAACUAAUCUUCGACAAAGCGGGAAAGAAUAUCCAAUGGAAAAAAGACAGUCUCUUCAACAAAUGGUGUUGGGAAAAUUGGACAUGCAAAAGACUGAAACUGGAUCAUAUCCUUACACCAUACACAAAAAUAGACUCAAAAUAGAGGAAAGACUUAAAUGUGAGACAGGAAUCCAUUAAAAUCCUAGAGGAGAACACAGGCAGCAACCUCUGUGAACUCAGACGCAGCAACUUCUUGCUACACACUUCUCCAAAGGCAAGGGAAACAAGGGCAAAUAUGAACUAUUGGGACUUCAUCAAGAUAAAUAGCUUUCGCACAGCAAAGGAAACAGUCAACAAAACCAAAAGACAACCGACAGAAUGGGAGAAGAUAUUUGCAAAUGACAUAUCAGAUAAAGGGCUAGUAUUCAAAAUCCGUAAGAACUUAUCAAAGUCAACACCCAAAGAACAAAUAAUUCAAUGGCCAGCAGACACAUGAAAAAAUGCCUAACAUCACUGGGCAUCAAGGAAAUACAAAUCAAAACCACGAUGAAAUACCACCUCACACCCGUCAGAAUGGCUAAAAUUAACAAGUCAGAAACGACAGAUGUUGGUAAAGAUGCAGAGAAAGGGGAACUCUUGCACUGUUGUUGGGAAUGCAAGCUGGUGCAGCGACUCUGGAAAACAGUAUGGAGGUUCCUCAAAAAGUUGAAAAUAGAGCUACCAUAUGACCAGCAAUUGCACUACUGGGUAUUUACCCCAAAGAUACAAAUGUAGUGAUCCAAAGGGGCACCUGCACCCCAACGUUCAUAGCAGCAAUGUCCACAAUAGACAAACUGUAAGAUGAGCCCAGAUGUCCAUUGACUGUUGAAUGGGUAAAAAAGAUGUGGAUAUACACACAAUGGAAUACUGCUCAGUCAUCAAAAAAAAAUGAAAUCUUGCCAUUUGCAAUGACGUGGAUGGAACUAGAGGGUAUUAUGCUAAGCAAAAUAAGUCAGAGAAAGACAAAUACUGUAUGAUCUCACUCAUAUGUGGAAUUUAAGAAAACAGAGGAUCAUAGGGAAAGAGAAGAAAAAAUAAAACAAGACAAAAUCAGAGAGGGUGACAAACCAUAAGAGACUCUUAAUCAUAGGAAACAAACGGAGGGUUCCUGGAGGGGAGGGGGCUGGGGGGAUGGAGUAACUGGGUGACAGGCAUUAAGGAAGGCACGUGAUGUAAUCAGCACUGGGUGUUAUAUAAGACUAAUGAAUCACUUGACCUCUACCUCUGAAAUUAAUAAUACACUAUAUAUUAAUUAAUUGAAUUUAAAAAUAAAAAUAAAGGAUUUUACACCUCCCUGGAAGGAGCCCUCCACCCUUUCUCAUGUGAUAGUUAGAUGACAAAAACUAGAUUGGUGACAGGUGCCUGGAGGGUUAAUCAGAUUAGAACAGAGCCAACAAGCUGCUAAAACCCCUAGACUUAGAAACUCUAGUGGCAACCCUCUCGGGUCCCCUCCCUCUUCAGGAGCUCUGUGCUAAAGCUCAAUAAACUUUGCUUUGCUGCCCACCACUCUUCGUCUGGUCUACCUCUUCAUUCUUCGUGCAGUGUGACCAAGAACUGCGAGAACUGAAGGAAAAGAAAUCUUGCAACACGUCCCCUUGGACAUUUCAAGCACUUCAUUAAAAACAUAACCUAAGCUAGUUUGGCUACUCUAAGAAAUGAUAUGAUUAUGUUCUUAAGUAUACAUUCAGUAUAAAUAUCAAUACAAGAUUUGAAAAUUAAAUAUCCUAUUAAUCCAGUAUUUUAUUUUAUUUUAUUUUAAGAUUUUAUUUAUUUAUUUGACUGAGAGAGACACAGCGAGAGAGGGAACACAAGCAGAGGGAGUGGGAGAGGGGGAAGCAGGCUUCCCUCUGAGUAGGGAGCCCAAUGCGGGGCUCGAUCCCCAGACCCUGGGAUCAUGACCUGAGCCAAAGGCAGAUGAUUAACGACUGAGCCACCCAGGAGCCCCUCAUCCAGUAUUUUAAAACAAAUUCAAUUUAGAGACUUAAAUAUUAGGGGAUCACCUAUCUUUAAAUGUAGGUGUACUGGAGUCAUUGCUUGACCUGGGUCGUUGGUUGCUUCUGUACACCAAGUAAAACAUUAACUUCCUGAUUUUUUGCAACAAGUAGAAGUAGAGCAGGCUACCAGCAAUUUUGAGAGCAAGAAAAAUGAAGCUCCCUGUUUUUGUAGUAGAUGCAUUUACAGCAAAAGCAUUUCGUGGGAAUCCUGCCGCUGUUUGCCUCCUAGAAAAUAAAUUGGAUGAAGACAUGCAUCAAAAAAUUGCAAGAGAAAUGAACCUCUCUGAAACUGCUUUUAUCCGAAAACUGCACCCCACUGACAACUUUACACAAAGUUCCUGCUUUGGAUUGAGGUGGUUUACGCCGGCGAGUGAGGUUCCCCUCUGCGGCCACGCUACCCUGGCUUCCGCGGCUGUGCUGUUUGAGAAGAUAAAAAACGUGAAUAACACUCUAACCUUUGUCACUCUGAGUGGGGAACUGAAGGCCAGAAGAGCAGAGGACAGUAUUAUCCUGGAUCUACCUCUUUAUCCUGCCCACCCCCAGGACUUCCAUGAAGUGGAGGACUUGAUAAAGACUGCCAUAGGUGAUAUCCUAGUCCAAGACAUCCGCUAUUCUCCAGAUACCCGAAAGCUCCUUGUCCGGCUCAGUGAUACUUACAAGAGGUCAUUCCUGGAGAACCUGAAGGUGAACACACAGGAUCUGCCGCAAGUGGAAAACACAGGGAAGGUGAAAGGACUCAUUCUCACCCUUAAAGGAGAGCCUGGAGGGCAGACCCAAGCAUUUGAUUUUUACUCCAGAUAUUUUGCACCGUGGGUUGGUGUGGCUGAAGACCCUGUAACAGGGUCUGCACAUGCUGUUCUCAGCAGCUACUGGUCCCAGCAACUGGGGAAGAAAGACAUGCAUGCCUUUCAGUGUUCCCACCGAGGAGGAGAGCUGGAGAUUUCUCUGCGUCCUGAUGGGCGGGUUGACAUCAGGGGCAGCACUGCUGUUGUUCUAGAGGGCACGCUGACAGCCUAGAGGUGGCUGUGGUUCAAUGCUGAGAUUUUGAAUGACUAAGUGUUUUCUGCACAAAAAGAAAUGGAAGCGGCUGCCUUUACCAAACUUGCACAAUAGUUCACUUCAUCCCCACGAUAGAAAUAGAAAAAUGAAGACAUAUUAAUGGAAAUUUCAUCAUGCUUACUGACUAAUUAAUUUAUGGAGUUUUGGCUUUGCCUGCGAGUGUAUUUGACAUAGAAGUAACCAGUAACAAAGAAUGAUGUUGUCACCUCAAUUAUGACUACCGAUCACAGAAUGAGGAGUACAUUUAUGAGGAGUAAGAUCAAACCAUUUAAACUUAGGUGUGAGUGGGCGCCUGGGUGGCUCAGUUGGUUAAGCGACUGCCUUCGGCUCAGAUCAUGAUCCUGGAGUCCCUGGAUCGAGUCCCGCAUCGGGCUCCCUGCUCGGCGGGGAGCCUGCUUCUCCCUCUGACCCUCCCCUCUCUCAUGUGCUCUCUGUCUCUCAUUCUCUCUGUCUCAAAUAAAUAAAUAAAAUCUUUAAACUUAGGUGUGAGUAUCUGAUAGACCAUUUUGUAGCCGUUAAAAAGACGCAAUAACUAUGUGGAAAUAUUGAAAAGUAUCUCAUGACACAAUACUAAGAAAGGGAAUUACAGUGGACUACAAAAUGUUAGCAGUGUUAUGUUUAUAUCUAUGGACAAUAUGAAUAUAUAUGGACAAAGAUGGGUCAUGAAAAUAGAAAGGUGACAACUGUUCAUGUGUGUGUGUGUGGGGGGGUAAGAUUGGGAGUCAUUUUAAGGCACCUAAAAAAUUAUUUCCCUUACUGGAACACACUCAUGUUCAAUAACUAAAAAAUCAGGACAUAUAACAGAAUAACCCAAAAACCCAGAUAUUUCAAAAAAUGUAUA
Molecule: messenger RNA, 3955 nt
Organism: Mirounga angustirostris (Northern elephant seal)
Lineage: Eukaryota; Metazoa; Chordata; Mammalia; Carnivora; Phocidae
Gene: PBLD
Product: phenazine biosynthesis like protein domain containing
Exons: 9
Coding region: 2206-3072 (288 amino acids)
Biological process (GO): biosynthetic process
Cellular component (GO): cytoplasm
Molecular function (GO): isomerase activity
Source: RefSeq, a predicted model, not a curated record